GGGACACGUGACUGGCGCUGUCCAGUUGGAUGCUCUGUUGUCUACCGGAGCCUGACAAUCGCACGAUAUGCAUCUGCUAUUAACGUGAAUUUCUCUCUUUGGAUUAAAAUAUAUAGCCUAACCUCGGCGUUAUCAUGGGACAAUGUGGUGUUAUUUCUUCGAAGACGGUUUUGGUCUUCCUAAAUCUGAUUUUUUGGGCUGCCGCAGGUAUACUGUGCUACACUGGGGCCUACGUUUUCAUCACAUAUGAUGAUUAUGAUCAUUUUUUUGAGGAUAUCUAUACAUUCAUCCCUGCCAUGGUAAUAAUUGCUGUGGGCACACUUCUUUUUGUCAUUGGUUUCCUUGGAUGCUGCGCCACUAUUCGAGAAAGCCGCUGUGGCCUGGUCACGUUCUCAGCAGUGCUACUACUGGUGUUUGCCACAGAGGUGGUUGUAGUGGUCCUAGGCUAUAUUUACAGAGCCAAGGUCGAGGCUGUGGUAAAUCACUCUAUUCAGAAAGUAUAUAAUGAAUAUAAAGGCACCAACACAGAUGCUCCCAGUAGGGCCAUCGACUAUGUCCAGAGACAGCUCCACUGUUGUGGCAUUCAUAACUACUCUGACUGGAUGAACACUCACUGGUUUAUUGAGUCCAAAAAUAACAGUGUUCCAGUGAGCUGCUGCAAGCCCACCAUUAGUAAUUGCACUGGGACGUUAAUGCGACCAGGAGACCUCUACCCAGAGGGCUGUGAAGUUCUUGUAGUAAAGAAACUUAAGGACAUUAUGCUGUACGUCAUACUGGCUGCAUUAACAUUCGCUGCCAUACAGAUGCUUGGGCUGCUGUGUGCGUGUGUGGUCCUUUGCCGCAGAGGUCAUGACCCUGCCUAUGAACUGCUUGUCAGCACGGGUAUAGAUGCCUGAGUGGUACCGCAUGGCAUCAUGGGAACGGCUGGUCCUCCCAGCCAGUGUACUGUACAUAUUUAAACCGAAUCAGGCUACCACUUUUCUACACUAGUAUUAAAACCAGUUUCAAUAUUUUAGUUUGACAUAAAAUGAAAGCUUUGGCAGCUUGAGUAGCCUCACACUGCUUUAGUUGUAAAGAAAAUGUUCCUAAAAAUGUUCCUUAAAGAAGUAUUGAGUUGUUUCUUAAUUUACAGCACUACUGAUAUUUGCUAGUCUGAUGAGCAGAAAAUCAUCAUUCAGUUGUUUAUUAUAUUGUAAAUAUUUUACACUAAUUGAUUCCAUGUGUCAUGGUAAUGUGAUAUUAUGUGAUAUUAUAAGUGGUUGUUAGGCCAAAGACUAAAGUCACUGGUUGACAUAGUUCAGAUAUUUUCCCUUAUUUACAGUAUGUGUUGUAGAAGUAAUCGCUUUAUAGAACAAAGAUUGUUUUAAAGUUGUGUUUAUUUAAAUUAUUUUCUGACAACUUUCCUUUCUUCUCAUUUUGAUCUAAUCUUAUUUAUAGAGAAGUUUAAAUGAAAUCAUUACUUUUAAAUCUAGCAGCAGCAUUAAAUUUGCAACUAAAAACAAGAUUACACUAAGCACGAAUUACACUAUCAGUCGAGGAUUUGGCAGUAAAACAAUCAAAAGCGCAAGUCUAACAAAAUCAUUUAGUGUAGUUCAAAUAUAUAACUGAGCAUUUGAAAACUGACUAAAAUGUCUGUAUUUCAGUUUCUUAUUUUCCUGGAAACGUUUAUAUCCUAAUAUGGUUGUGCAAUGCCUGGGACCAGGAAAAAAUAUUUGCUUUAAAACAAUUUACCUAAGAACAGCACAUUUACUUUUCAAAUGAUCCUUUUAAGUGACUUUGUCAUAUGGUUGACACUCUAAUGGAAGUAUCGCUUUUAAAAGGUCUGACAUGAAUGCUCGUAUAAUGCUCACAAUGUGCACUGUAGCAUGAAAACACUCAUGUUUUCACACAUAUUUAUACAUUAUUUGAUACAUUCAUGCUUUUCAUUUUUUCCCAGCAGAAGUUUAACAAUGACUAAUGCAAAGUACCUACUGUAAUAUAUGUUGAUCUGGAUCAGUUCAAUAAAUCACUGAAAUUAAAACGA
Molecule: messenger RNA, 2023 nt
Organism: Labeo rohita (rohu)
Lineage: Eukaryota; Metazoa; Chordata; Actinopteri; Cypriniformes; Cyprinidae
Gene: tspan3b
Product: tetraspanin 3b
Exons: 7
Coding region: 135-896 (253 amino acids)
Biological process (GO): protein localization to plasma membrane; protein maturation; regulation of vascular endothelial growth factor signaling pathway
Cellular component (GO): membrane
Source: RefSeq, a predicted model, not a curated record